Molecule: messenger RNA, 450 nt
Organism: Fulvia fulva
Lineage: Eukaryota; Fungi; Ascomycota; Dothideomycetes; Mycosphaerellales; Mycosphaerellaceae
Exons: 3
Coding region: 1-450 (149 amino acids)
Source: RefSeq, a predicted model, not a curated record
AUGUCACAUCUGGAGUAUCAGGCUGCAAGUCGCCGCCUCCAGAACGAGCUCGAGGAUCACGGCGAAGAUCCUGAUGAUGAAGACCUCAUAACCCCACGCUACGAUGCCCGUGCAUGCGUGACCAUCACUUGCGAGACACCGUUCAACGACGGCCCCGAGUCCUUCGAGCUUAGGGUCACUCAGCAACCACUACAGCCAUUGAAAGUCGCCGCUCAAGCCACCACGCCGAGGCCGAAGUAUGAACCAAUGGUCACUAUUCCCAUGGGUCGUCCACUGCCGGCAGGAGCAAAGUUCAUGUUCACCGGCACCUUUGACACAACAUGUCGUACAGCAGCCACGCACGCCAUUGAGACCUACGGCGGCAUCGUCGAGAAGUCGUACGAUGUUGACUACGUCGUGGUUGGCAACAUGCCUGAUCAGAAGAUACUACGCACAUCUCUAGAGGCUUGA